GGCCGAGGAUCCCAGGCUCGGUACGUUCCGGUAGAGGAGCAGAGCGAGGAAGAUAAGAGGUGGAUGAGGGAGGCACUGGAAAUGGCCGAAGAGGCGUUGGGGGCGUUCGAAGUUCCUGUCGGCAGUGUUUUCGUAAGGAACGGUGAAAUUAUUGCAAAGGGGAGGAAUAGAACGAAUGAGCUGAUGAAUGCCACAAGACAUGCUGAGCUCGAGGCCAUAGACGAGAUUCUCAAGAGAUACCCUCCACAAGCCCCGAAUUUCCCAUUGCAGCCGCACUCAGGCCCUCCGGGCGAUAACGUUCUUAAGGAAACGACCUUAUAUGUCACGGUCGAGCCCUGCAUCAUGUGCGGCUCGGCGCUACGGCAAGCAGGUAUCAAGCGCGUUGUCUUUGGUGCCGGAAACGAGCGUUUUGGCGGAAACGGGAGCGUCCUGGGGACGCACGAUGACCAGGAGCUCGGAAGUGCGCCACCCUACGAGGCUGUUGGGGGCUACUAUCGCGAGGAGGCAAUACUUCUUCUUAGGCGGUUCUAUCUCACGGAGAAUUCCAACGCACCCAUCCCCAAAAACAAGGCGAAGAGAGUGCUGAAGACGGAGAUUCAGCCGCCAGGAAUCAGCAUGCACGCGCCUGUGGCCCAACAAAAAGCAAAACAGGUGGCUCAGAGUGUGGACGAUGACCACAUCGCGGCUGCGCCUGGAGGCACUGUUGGCGGGACGGACGACGCGCCGAAGUCGUAGCUGCUCCAUCCUCGAUCAAUCAGCACGAGCAAGUCGCAUCAUGUAAAUGUUGAGCUGCAUCCUGCAUCGCCUGAAUGAAGCAUUCAGAUAUUGGA
Molecule: messenger RNA, 830 nt
Organism: Tilletiaria anomala UBC 951
Lineage: Eukaryota; Fungi; Basidiomycota; Exobasidiomycetes; Georgefischeriales; Tilletiariaceae
Product: cytidine deaminase-like protein
Exons: 2
Coding region: 82-735 (217 amino acids)
Biological process (GO): tRNA wobble adenosine to inosine editing
Cellular component (GO): cytoplasm; nucleus
Molecular function (GO): tRNA-specific adenosine-34 deaminase activity
Source: RefSeq, a predicted model, not a curated record